Sebastes umbrosus (honeycomb rockfish) is the source of this 3560-nucleotide messenger RNA. It is a transcript of the gene tbc1d19, whose product is annotated as TBC1 domain family, member 19. Lineage: Eukaryota; Metazoa; Chordata; Actinopteri; Perciformes; Sebastidae. The transcript is spliced from 22 exons. The record is from RefSeq and is a predicted model, not a curated record. Bases 141 to 1718 code for a protein of 525 amino acids.
CCAAAGUAUCUGGUUCUUGUUUCCCCUGCACCCUCGUCUGGUCCUCAGUUGCUAAGUAACCUCUGCAGGGGCCGGAUGCUGCUAGCGUCAAACACGUCAAACUGUGCCCGUUUUCAGACGCAUAAACUUAGCCAAGGAGGAUGGACGAGGGCUCCGAGUUGUCUCUGAGCAUCGCUCAGAUCGUCCAGCGGCUGAGAGGAAGCCAGUUACACUCUCAGCUGGAGAGACAAGCCAAAGAGUGUUUACAUCAACCUGACAUCAAAUUGGAGUCCCUUAAAGAGGACGUACGCACUUUUCUCAAGACAUCAGGCUGGGAAAGACAGCUACAGAAUGCAGUGUACAGAGAACUGCAUGUCCAGCUGCCCCCGAGCCAUCCCGCAGCUCCUCCAGAGCAUCUCAAAGAGCCGCUGGCCUACAUGCGCAAGGCACAGGCCAGCUGGGAGAAGCGUGUCCUCAAAAGCCUCAACAGCAUGAGUACGGAGCUUGGAGUGCCUCUGGCUCGCAUGAGGCCCGAAGCGGAGCAGAAGGAGCUCACCAACAAAUGGAACGAGAUGGGCACGGAUGAACCAGAUUUAACUCGCUUUAGGCCUGUAUAUGCCCCUAAAGACUUCCUGGAGGUGUUAAUCAGCUUGCGGAACCCGAAUCAUGAUAGCAGCGAGGACGUCGGUGUCAGGAGCCACUGGGGUCUCAUCCAGGUUCCCCUCAAUGUCAGGGACAUCCCGCAGCUGAGACAGGCCUACUCAGAGCUGAACCUGACCAGUGGGCAGCUGGGGAUUGAUGACCAUGCACACAUCCAUCCAGACCUGUUUGAAAACGAGUAUGUUCAAGUCGGGAAAAAAGUGGUUGUGGAUCAGGACAGUGCAGCAGCACAGCAGUACAGUAGGCAGGGCUGUUCCACCGGGCUCCGGGCAGACCUGUGGGCCCUCAUCCUCAACUCUACCAACCAGCCACAGGACGUGAUGCAUUAUGAGCAGCUAACGGCUGGAGUCAUACAGCAUGACCUGCUGGUGGACAACCUCAUCUAUAAGGAUGUGAAGCUCACCGCCAGUAAUGACGACUACUACUUUGUGUUUGAAGACUUCCUCUAUCAGGUGUUGCUGUGUUUCUCUCGAGACACUGCCGUCUUGGAGCACUUCAAAUACAACAGCGCCACUCCUCCCAGAUCCUUCAUUCAGGGGAAGGGAGGAGAUGAGGAGUGUGCUGUUGUUUAUCCUCCCAACGGUGUGAUCCCUUUUCAUGGGUUUUCAAUGUAUGUUGCACCUCUGUGUUUCUUGUACAACGAGCCAUCCAAGCUGUACAGCGUAUUCAGGGAAAUGUACAUCCGCUACUUCUUCAGAUUGCACUCCAUCUCCUCCUCUACCUCGGGGAUCGUGUCUUUGUGCCUGCAGUUUGAGCGGCUGCUCCAGACUCACCUGCCUCAGCUUUUCUACCACCUUCGGCAGAUCGGGGCGCAGCCGUUGCGUAUAGCCUUUAAGUGGAUGGUGCGGGCCUUUUCUGGCUAUCUGUCUACUGACCAGCUGCUUCUCCUCUGGGAUCGAAUCCUGGGAUACGAUUCCCUGGAGAUAGUUGCAGUCCUCGCAGCCGCUGUGUUUGCCUUCCGCUCCGAGAACCUGAUGGAAGUGACGUCACUGGCCUCAGCUGAGGCUGUCCUCGCCGACCUUUCAACUCUGAAGGUCAUGCCGCUCAUCCAGAUCUUUCUAUUCGCCACCGCCAUCUGAGGAGCGUGGAAGCUACAGGAUAUGAGGUAAAUAUUUGGACAGGGCAUACAGUAUUUUGGAAGCUCACCGUAGGCAUUUCUAGAGAAAAAAGGUAAGUGACAGGUAGCAGCAUUGAGGGACUUGACCUUCUGCCCCUCCACCGCCCUCCUCCCACAUGAAGCAUCUGCUCUAUUCCUCCCUCGUUGUUGGCUGCCUUCCUCCCUGCCGCCCCCUCUGCGGGCUCGUAUCGAAUUAUGCUGUUCUUUUCUUUCGCCUCUCCCUCUCUCUCCCUGCUACAUCUGCCACCUGUUUACUAGGACACCCACGGGUGACUCUUUUAUCCUGCACCUCCUUUGGCCCCCAGAAGUCUGUUCCUCCUGAGACAACGAUUACCUGCUGCUGUGUAGUUCACUCAUACAGAGGUCCCUCCUGGUGGCUGGUGUGUUGUAUUGCAGGGAGAUGUGACUUCUGUCCGUCAAGAUUUCUCGUUGGAAGCCGUAUCAAGUAGUUCAGUAUGCAACAACAUAAAACAGAAGCCAAACAAGCACAGCACAGAGAAUAGCAUGUUUCGAAGACAUAUAGUAGGCUUUCUGACACCGCUGAACACCAACCCUCAGUAGAUCCAAAUAAAAAGUAUAUUAGGAUAACAGUAAGAAAGUUGGAUCCCAGACCAGCACACCUGAGCAUGCAAUAAGUCAUAUGUAAUGUCACCGAAAGCUGGAGUCUGUAAUAAGGUUUGCUCUUUACUGCAAGCAAUGUAGCCUCAUUUUCCCCUGGUUCAUCUCUUUGAAAAGAUGGAACAGAUGUGCCGUUUUAAUCAAUACCUGCUGUCCACACAGGGUCUGUGAAGGCAGGGUUUUUCUAGUGACAAUAUUUUCAUGAAAAAGAUGGUUGCUAAUGUAUUUCUAAAUUAAUUAAUUCGUAUUUGUUGGCGACUAAACAUGGAAACACGUGGAGGUUCAUUCUUGACUUUGGAAAGAGUACUAAUUUUCUCAUUUUUUUUAAAAUGAAAAAGAUUUUAAGUGGACCCUGAGUUAAGAUUUUUUAUUUAUUUUUUGUUCCAAUCCUUUUUUUCUUUUGCCAAAAACAUAGAUGUUUACAUUUCUCUACAUCUCAGUCAACAACUUUGUAAUACAUACCAUGUGUUGGGCCCAAUUAGACUCUUUACAUUUAGUUAGUUUAUGUUAUUUGAUAUGGACAUCACAGUAGCAUUAGAAUUGUAACAUAUGUACAAGAAUGCACAAGGACCAGAUGCACUGUGUUUAGUGUUUAUAGAGAAAUGCUUAUUUACCACACCUGUCCACGGGAGGCUUUUCUUUUUACUUACAUAGCUCAUUUUCUUUAAAAACGUAUUCUUCGAAAUACACCCAAAUAACGAAUUGUCAAACAUCUUAAAAGUAGCUGUUUUCUCGGACACAAAGUGAAAGAUGGAUGAAUGUGAGUGUCUUUAGAUGUGUUUUUUCAUACUUAAUCAGUGCAUGUGGUAAUAAUAACAACUUAAUGAUAGCUUGGUAAUGGUGUAAAUAGAGAAGUGGUUAAUAAUAAUAAUAAUUAUUGUUAGAGUUAUUAUUAGUAAUAGUAUGGGGUUGUGUGGGGGCAUUUAUUAUUAUUAUUAUUAGUAGUAGUAUUAUUACUAUUCUUAUUAUUAAUAGUAGUAGUGAUAAUGGUAGUAUGGCGUGGGCAGUAGUCAAGGACCCCUAAACUGACACAAAUUAGACUACAGACCCCCAUUUGAUAGGAUUUUGAACCCGGGUCCCCCAUCUGAUUUUUUUGCUUUUAAGAUGUUUUAUUACAGGAAGUGUAUGAAACCCAUGACUAAAAUAAUCAUACAUGCUGUCAUUGUGUUAUUUAUGGAUGGAAUAA